UGAACCAAUCAUCUAGCCGCGACGGCCACACAGGCACGACCUCUCCGACAGGGUCGCCCUGCUGAUGCCGCACCGCACUCACCUCCCGCCGCUCCGCGCGUUCCAGUUCCCGCUCGCCACCCACCUCCGUCACACUUGCUCUCCUUCCCCGCCACCACCUCGCCUCUCGCCAGCUCCCGUACCCCGAUGGCCGACGCCGCUUCGCGCCCGCGCGUUCGGCGAAUCCAUCCGCGGAGGCGCCGAGCCCCCUGGCUCCACCCUGGACGCGCUCCUCUCGGGCGCGGAGCUGCUCUGCUUCGCGCCGCCCGCCAUCUGCUCUGCGGUUUGCACCGUCCGCCUUAUCGUCUCGCGGGGCGGCCCAGUCAAGCCAUUCGCUGCUCUAGCGAGUGGGAGAAUGUUCGUCUUGCAGUACGUUCUCUUGGUGGGGGCGGUGGCGGUCGGGGUGCUGGUCCGGCGGAAGCAAUGGGAGCGACUUUGCCGGGUGGGCGCGGGCGGCAGCGUAUCGGCCACAGGUGGUGUGGAUUUGGUGGGGAGGGUCGAGAAGGUGGAGGAGAGCGUGCGGGGUGUGUUGGCGGCCGUUGUAGUGCUGUCGAGAACAGUGGAGAAGCUCGGCGUCAGGUUUAGGGUGCUGCGGAGGGCGGUGACUGAUCCUAUCAGUGAGACAGCAACAUUAGCCGAAAAGAAUUCAGAAGCCACUCGAAUACUAGCAGCGCAAGGAAAUCUUCUCGAGAAAGAAAUUGGCUCGAUACAGAAGGUUCUAUACGCGAUGCAGGAACAACAAGAAAAGCAACUUGAGCUAAUCCUUGCAAUUGGGGAAGCAAGUAGGAUAUUAGAUGACAAGCAGGACUUCUUAGGCCAGGAAACUGCUAUAUCUUCCAGUUCAGCUCCAGAUUAUGCAAAUAUAAGGGACCCGAAUAUCAAUGGAACAUCAGAUUUUUAGGCACGGCAAAUCGAAUGUUUUUAUGGCAAUUUACGUUGGCGCAAGGAUGGCAACUAAACUUACCACCCUCGGCAAACAUAAUUUGUCAUGAAAAACGUUUGAUUUGCUAUGCCUAAAAAUCUAAUGUUAGUUUUUUUUAGCAUUUCAAAAUAUAAAAGCUGAAACACUUGCAGGCGGCAAUAAAACCCCUGAUUUCAUUUGCCGAAACAGAAGCUAUAGAAGCGUCAUAAGCCUCUGCAGUAAGGUUUUGUACCAUCCAAAUAGUGAAGAGGAAUAGAUGAUUAAAGUGGUUCCCUGACGAAUAAAAUCACUGCUUUGGACAGUAAGCUGCCAGCAAUAUUUUGAUA
Triticum aestivum (bread wheat) is the source of this 1287-nucleotide messenger RNA. RefSeq lists its product as uncharacterized. The record is from RefSeq and is a predicted model, not a curated record. Bases 65 to 940 code for a protein of 291 amino acids. Gene Ontology annotation, cellular component: chloroplast envelope. The transcript has 4 exons. Lineage: Eukaryota; Viridiplantae; Streptophyta; Magnoliopsida; Poales; Poaceae.